Molecule: messenger RNA, 3849 nt
Organism: Pelodiscus sinensis (Chinese soft-shelled turtle)
Lineage: Eukaryota; Metazoa; Chordata; Testudines; Trionychidae
Gene: SRP68
Product: signal recognition particle 68
Biological process (GO): SRP-dependent cotranslational protein targeting to membrane
Cellular component (GO): signal recognition particle, endoplasmic reticulum targeting
Molecular function (GO): signal recognition particle binding; 7S RNA binding; endoplasmic reticulum signal sequence receptor activity
Source: RefSeq, a predicted model, not a curated record
GGGGAAGGCGGGGGGCCUCGGGGACAGCCUGGGCCUGGAGAUCCUUCAGAUUGUUAAGGAAUCCCAACAGCAGCAUGGUUUACGGCAUGGAGACUUCCAGAGAUACAGGGGUUAUUGCUCACGCAGGCUAAGACGACUCCGAAAAACUCUUAACUUCAAGAUGGGAAAUCGACACAAGUUCACAGGGAAGAAAGUAACUGAAGAGAUUCUCUCUGACAACAGGUACUUGCUGUUGAUACUGAUGGACGCGGAGAGAGCCUGGAGCUACGCCAUGCAGCUUAAACAGGAAGCCAACACAGAACCCCGCAAGCGAUUUCAUUUACUUUCUCGCUUGCGCAAAGCUGUGAAACAUGCUGAGGAACUGGAGCGCCUAUGUGAAAGCAAUCGAGUGGAUGCCAAGACUAAGCUAGAAGCUCAGGCAUAUAUGGCUUACCUCACAGGAAUGCUGCAUUUUGAACACCAGGAGUGGAAAGCAGCUAUGGAGGCUUUCAACAAAUGCAAGACCAUAUAUGAAAAACUGGCCAGUGCUUUCACAGAGGAGCAGGCUGUGCUAUAUAAUCAGCGUGUGGAAGAGAUUUCACCCAACAUUCGCUAUUGUGCCUAUAAUAUUGGUGACCAAUCUGCUAUCAGUGAGCUAAUGCAGAUGAGACUGAGAUCUGGUGGCACAGAGGGUCUUCUUGCUGAAAAAUUAGAGUCACUGAUCACCCAGACUCGAGCAAAGCAGGCAGCCACCAUGAGUGAGGUGGAAUGGAGGGGAAGAACUGUCCCAGUGAAGAUAGAUAAAGUGCGGAUCUUUUUAUUGGGGCUUGCAGAUAAUGAAGCAGCCAUUGCUCAGGCAGAAGGAGAGGAAACAAAGGAACGUCUGUUUGAGUCUUUACUCAGUGAAUGUCGAGAUGCCAUUCAGGCUGUUCGGGAAGAGCUAAAACCAGACCAGAAGCAGCGGGAUCAUUCUCUGGAAAUAGAUUCUGGGAAGGUAUCCAAUAUCCAAUAUCUUCACAGUUACCUGACCUACAUCAAGCUAUCAACAGCCAUCAAACGCAAUGAGAGCAUGGCAAAAGCUUUGCAGAAGGCAUUGCUGCAGGAGCAUCAGUCAGAGGAUGAUGGCAAGCGUACAGCACGACCUCAGGACCUCAUUCGCUUGUAUGACAUCAUUUUGCAGAAUCUGGUGGAACUGCCACAACUUCCUGGUCUAGAAGAGGACAAGAACUUCCAGAAGGAGAUAGGACUGAAGACACUGGUGUACAAAGCUUAUAGGUGUUUCUUCAUUGCCCAGUCCUAUGUCCUGGUGAAAAAGUGGAGUGAAGCCCUUGUUUUAUAUGACAGAGUUUUGAAAUAUGCCAGUGAAGUUCAGGCCCAGGCAGGUGCUUAUAAGAACAGCUUGAAGGAGUUGCCUGAUGUCCAGGAACUGAUCACUCAGGUGAAUGCAGAGAAAUACUCCCUGCAGGCAGCUGCUAUAUUAGAUACAAAUGACACAUACGAGGCUGAGUCUCCAUCCCAGGUUAAGGAUGGCAAGCCACUCUCUGAACGGUUUGAGACAUUCUGCCUGGAUCCCUCUCUUGUCGGCAAGCAAGCCAGCCUGGUGUAUUUCCCUCCUGGGUUCCAGCCAAUCCCAUGCAAACCCUUGUUCUUCGACCUGGCCCUCAAUCAUGUUGCUUUCCCACCUCUGGAGGACAAGGUGGAGCAAAAAGCGAAGAGUGGCCUUACAGGAUAUAUCAAGGGCAUCUUUGGAUUCAGAAGUUAACCAGUGGCCUUCAAAGAAAGGGAGGUUUUAUUUUGAUGGUGGAAGAGCUCCAACAGGGUCCAGAACACAAAUAUCUGCAUCUGAAACCUGAUAAGGGGAGACUUACCAUCUUCUUCCCUGUAUUGUGUAUGUGCCUGUGCACUUGAGUUCUUUCUCAAUGUAUUAGAGGGAAACAGAAUUCCACACAUGUACUAUGUAACUGUGUUAACACCUGGAGCAGAGAAAUUCCAUUGUCCUCUGAAAAGCUGGAGUUUGCUUUUUGACCAGUACCCCAUUCAGAGUCAACACACAGCGGACCAGGCUUAGACAACUUGAUGUUCAUCCAUGAUUGAAUUAUAAUUUGAUGACCUAAUCAGAUCAUUUGUUAGGGGUGGGAGAAAGCAGGCAGGAGUUGAGGAACCAGAAUUCACAAAAGGGGCUGCCUAAGCAAAGGGAGUGAAACACUAUCUAGGAGGACUGGAUUCCAGCUGCGAUGUAUUGCUUUCCACUCCCUGACUUGAAAAUAUAUAUAGUUAUGUAAAGAGAAAUCUGUCUUUAUUUUUUACAAAUUUGCAUUGAGAAAUGAGAGCUAAUACUCUUGUGCUAAGAGCAGAAGUGGUAAAUACUUUAACAGAUUUUAAUGGUUACCCAUUCUGUGGUGAAUUUACAUGUUGCAGCAUCUGUGACUCCUUUCUCACUUAAGACACUCUAUUAAAUGCCUAACUACAACAUAGACCCAUUCAGAAAAGGCUGCUCAUGGUAACCUACCUGCUCAUGGGUGAUUUUAAAAGGAGUUCAUAAACUGAAAGUCAGUUUAUCCUACAUGCUCUUUUCCUUUGUUUUCAGGCAAGCCUGAUUAAGAAGUGAUCCUUGUCUGGAGUUCAUCUUCUCUUGCUUAUUUCUCACCUUCAGUCUUCUGACUUUGCUACUGCAUCUGAUUGCUAAGGAAAUAAUUUAAGAUGAGGAAUAAGUAACAGGAGCCUGGUGGAUUCUUAAGUAAUAAGAUCUGAUCCUAGAUUGCUUUUUUGUAAGAGUGCCCAUGGUGAUGGACUGUUUUGAAAUGCAGGUAAUUUCAUAUCACUGCAAAAAAAAAAAAAAGGCAAUUGUUCCUAAAUAAAAUUUAGAAGCUUUCCAUGAGAUGUGUGGGGCGGGGUCUUUCCUGGGGUGUACUGUAGUCGGCUGCUGAGGUGUAGCACUUUGAUAGCUUACAGGCUGUUUUGGCUUUCAUACUGCCUCUCACUGCUGCAAUGAGGGCUUGAUAGUCCACAGGCUGGAAACAGAAGGAAAAACCAGCUUCUGCAGAUGUGGAUUGUGCAGUGUUGGAAAUAUUCCAUAAAAGAUGUUUGUAUUUGUGAAAUUGGAGAGCAAUAUGGAAUUAAUAUCAGGUUUUCCAGUCUUUUUUUUAAACAUAAUGUAUAUUUGGGAUCUCAAGUUGAUCUGAUUCAUUGAUUCUUGAAGUAUGAUAACUUCUUUCAGCACGACUCCUAUACAUAAAGGUCAAACGGGGUGGGAGAGGGAGGGAUAAAGAAACGUAUUUCUCUGUAUAUUUUACAACAUUUAAAUCAAGUGAGUUUCCUGAUAUUCUGAAUUUUCUUUAGUCUCUUCUUGGAAGGGGGAUUUUAUACAAGAAAAUAAUCUUAAGAUGAAGAAGAAAAGCUUGAUGUUAAAGAAUAUUUUUUAAUUUAUCAAAUGAUGAAUUUCAAACAGUUGUGAUCCUGGAACAUGCUGAUUUGUCAGUUCUCCAUCAAGCCUGUCUAAUUUAAAAUGAGACCUUGUCAUGUGAUAUACUGACCCAGCUCAUUUCUGGCUACUUUCCUUAUGGUGUUUUCUUUGACUGUACUUUGGUCUGAGCUUCUGUCUCCCCCUUUUUCAGAUUUUACAUUAAAUCAAUUUGAUAAUUAUUUUACUGUUUUGAAUGCAAACGAGACUUUGUGUUUGUUCACCUUUUCCUACCCCAAGCAUAUGGGUGUCUGGACUCAUUCCAGUGAAACUUGCGUUGAAUCCAGUUUCUGAUUGGUUGUUGUUUCAAAUCGUUAAGUGUUAUCCUCUUUAUGUUAAAUAUCCUGUGAUACAUAACUGCUUAGUUUGGACACAUAAGAAACCCUAAAAUAAUAAAGUCUUAUUCCUGA